GAGCUUCCGGGGACUGUAGCUGGAGCGGAGGAAGAGCAGGAUCAGCUGAACUACAGAAGAAAUUAAAAUAUUUUCCUGAAAUUCAUCACCAACAACCAGGAUAUUUAACUAAGAGCAAAGUUAAACUGCUGAAAGAGGUGAAGCACAAGCCGUCCUGAAGAAUCUCCAGAACACGCAGAAAUUGUUUGCUACAUUUAAAAGACAAAUGAAGCCAAGUCCCGACAUGGAGAAACAUCAGCACUCUGUCAAGAGUUUUACUAAACAGAGUGAUCUCAAAAAACACCAGCGCAUUCACACAGGAGAGAGACCACAUCACUGCUCAGACUGUGGGAAGAGUUUUACUAAACAGAGUAAUCUCAAAAGUCACCAGCGCAUUCACACAGGAGUAAAACCAUAUUACUGCUCAGACUGUGGGAAGAGCUUUAAUCGACUGGAGACUGUCAAACGGCAUCAGCACAUUCACACAGAAGAGAAACCAUAUCACUGCUCAGACUGUAGGAAGAGUUUUAUUACACAGAGUAAACUUAAAAUACAUCAGCGCAUUCACACAGGAGAGAAACCUUAUUACUGCUCAGACUGUGGGAAGAGCUUUAUUACACAGAGUACUCUCAAAAUACACCAGCGCAUUCACACAGGAGAGAAACCAUAUCACUGCUCAGACUGUAGGAAGAGUUUUAUUACACAGAGUACUCUCAAAAUACACCAGCGCAUUCACACAGGAGAGAAACCUUAUUACUGCUCAGACUGUGGGAAGAGCUUUAAUCGACUGGAGACUGUCAAACGGCAUCAGCGCAUUCACACAGGAGAGAAACCGCAUCACUGCUCGGACUGUGGGAAGAGUUUUACUGAACAGAGUGCUCUCAAAAUACACCAGCGCAUUCACACAGGAGAGAAACCGCAUCACUGCUCGGACUGUGGGAAGAGUUUUAAUCAACAGAGUGCUCUCAAAAUACACCAGCGCAUUCACACAGGAGAGAAACCGCAUCACUGCUCGGACUGUGGGAAGAGUUUUACUGAACAGAGUAAUCUCAAACUGCAUCAGCGCAUUCACACAGGAGAGAAACCGUAUCACUGUUCAGACUGUAGGAAGAGUUUUACUACACAGAUUAAUCUCAAAAUACACCAGCGCAUUCACACAGGAGAGAAACCGUAUCACUGCUCAGACUGUGGGAGGAGUUUUAAUCAACAGAGUAAUCUCCAACGACACCAGCGCAUUCACACAGGAGAGAAACCGUAUCACUGCUCAGACUGUGGGAAGAGUUUUACUACACAGAGUAAACUCAAAAUACAUCAGCACAUUCACACAGGAGAGAAACCGUAUCACUGCUCAGACUGUGGGAAGAGUUUUACUACACAGAGUGAUCUCAAAAAACACCAGCGCAUUCACACAGGAGAGAAACCGUAUUACUGUUUCGACUGUGGGAAGAGUUUUACUCAACAGAGUGAUCUCAAAAUACAUCAGCGCAUUCACACAGGAGAGAAACCGUAUUACUGCUCAGACUGUGGGAAGUGUUUUACUACACAGAGUAAACUCAAAAUACAUCAGCGCAUUCACACAGGAGAGAAACCGUAUCAAUGCCCAGACUGUGGGGGGAGUUUUAAUCGACAGAGUACUCUCAAAAAACACCAGCACAUUCACACUGGAGAGAAACCGUAUCACUGCUCAGACUGUGGGAGGAGUUUUAAUCGACAGAGUACUCUCAAAAGUCACCAGCGCAUUCACACAGGAGAGAAACCAUAUCACUGCUCAGACUGUGGGAAGAGUUUUACUACCCAGAGUGAUCUCAAAAUACACCAGCGCAUUCACACAGGAGAGAAACCAUAUCACUGCUCAGACUGUGGGAAGAGUUUUACUACACAGAGUCAUCUCAAAAAACACCAGCGCAUUCACACAGGAGAGAAAAAUGUCCCAAAUUUGUCCCAUGGCAAUUAAAAGCGCAAAUCAUAAAUUCCACCAGAAACAAAUAUGAACUGUAUUUAACAAUGGAUUUUACAGGUUCAGCAAAACUAUUCUUAUCCAGGGAUGAUGUGUAUAGAAUUCCAUGUUAUGUUUGUAUGUCUUGUAAGUUUGAAUAUUCCAGGACAUUCUUUGUGAGACAGAGCUCAGUUUUUAGGUUAGUUACUGUUGCGCAGUAAGGUUACAGGCUCAUUCACUCCCUCUGCUGGUGUUCUUGUUUGUCUAUGGUUCAGUCCAAUUAAAAAUCUGUUACUAUAGAGGGAUAUAGAGGGAUAUUUGGUUGUGUUGUAUUACUCAAGUUUUAUACUCUCUUAUCUUUUCCUUAUUGAAUAUUAAAUGUUGCUUAUGUUUUUUUUAAUCUCCAAAGUUACUAAGAAUAUCCAAAUAAUGUAGUUUCUUAAUUGUUUUUAUCCAGUACAAACUAUUAUCUUUGUAUUACUUCACCUCUGUAUUUACCCAUGUGUGUUUUUAAUAAACGGCUCUUAUAUUGCA
Messenger RNA from Astyanax mexicanus (Mexican tetra), 2449 nucleotides. RefSeq names its product zinc finger protein 585B-like. The coding region runs from base 206 to 1933 and encodes 575 amino acids. Gene Ontology annotation, biological process: regulation of transcription by RNA polymerase II; central nervous system development. Gene Ontology annotation, cellular component: nucleus. The transcript is spliced from 2 exons. Lineage: Eukaryota; Metazoa; Chordata; Actinopteri; Characiformes; Acestrorhamphidae. The record is from RefSeq and is a predicted model, not a curated record. Gene Ontology annotation, molecular function: DNA-binding transcription factor activity, RNA polymerase II-specific; RNA polymerase II cis-regulatory region sequence-specific DNA binding.